Sclerotinia sclerotiorum 1980 UF-70 is the source of this 1125-nucleotide messenger RNA. RefSeq lists its product as hypothetical. The record is from RefSeq and is a predicted model, not a curated record. The transcript is spliced from 2 exons. The coding region runs from base 1 to 1125 and encodes 374 amino acids. Lineage: Eukaryota; Fungi; Ascomycota; Leotiomycetes; Helotiales; Sclerotiniaceae.
AUGUCCUCAGCCCCAAACAUUACUGUGGAUCCUGAUGGAGAUUUGAUUUUUCUUCUGAGUCCAACCAAGCUAGAUUCAUCAAAGUCCACCAGCCGUCCGUUACCAGGUGCUGGUGCCAACGCUGCUAAAACUAAUGGUGUUUCUGACUCCACCGAUCCAGAAACGAAAAGAUCACUUGGACCUGAAAUAUCGGACAAGUCGACCCUAGUCUACAAUGAUCGUAUACUGGUAUCUUCAAAGCAUAUGUCUCUUGCAUCUCCGGUGUUUAAAGCAAUGCUCGAGGGUCGCUUCCGAGAGGGUAUUGAAUUAAAGACAACGGGAAAACUCGCAGUUCCUCUUCCAGAUGAUGAUCCCGCUGCCAUGAGAAUAUUGAUCAAUAUUAUUCAUGGUCGUAUGAAUUCAGUUCCGUUGAAGAUCGAGCUGGAGUUAUUCACGCAGAUAGCAAUUUUGGCUGAUAAAUACCAAUGUAAAGAAGUCGUACGGCCAUUCCCUUCCCUUUGGAAAAACGGAUUGACAACUGAAUGGACGACCUCGUCUACCAGUAUUGCCUGUUGGUUAUGCAUAGCAUGGCAUUUCGAGUUGGAUAGUGAGUUCCUUGAAGCUACGCAGUUAAUACAAGCGGAAGGUACUUGUAGUCUUGAGGAGACAAUUCUACCUAUUCCGAAACUUGUAGUUGAUAAACUGGAGUCAUAUCGGAUAGAAGGAAUCGGAAAAGCCGUCCAAGUUCUUAAUGGCACCAUAUUUAAAUAUCAACAGCCCGACCUUGUUUGUACAAGUCAGAAGAUUCCCGGGCUUGGUGGAUUUUAUGGAAUGCCGAUGGAGUACAUUGAUGUCGAUCGUUACAGAAAGGAUUGCGACUCGAUGGUGCUUGGGUCUCUUAUGAAGAGUGCGAUUGCAAAUAAUUUGUAUCCUCUCGAAAAGCCACAAUACACUUCAUUGUCGCUACGAUCUUUUAUGGCAAGAAUACAACUCCUUGAAGCCAAUACAUUAUGUGGGAAGUUGGAGAACAAAUAUGUGCCCCCACAUACCGUUGAGGUCAUUGACCGGCUCAAAACAUCCAUAAUUUCUAUGGACAAAUCACCCCUAACUUUGGAAAUCUGUAAGGAGCUCGUUAAAAAGACCUGA